Messenger RNA from Lodderomyces pseudojiufengensis, 2166 nucleotides. Its product is annotated as Nrd1 complex RNA-binding subunit. Gene Ontology annotation, cellular component: nucleus. Bases 1 to 2166 code for a protein of 721 amino acids. Lineage: Eukaryota; Fungi; Ascomycota; Pichiomycetes; Serinales; Debaryomycetaceae. The record is from RefSeq and is a predicted model, not a curated record. The transcript has a single exon. Gene Ontology annotation, molecular function: RNA binding.
AUGCUGAUUGAAAGAUUUAAUACGAUUCUAAAAGAAUUACCGGGAUUACCUGCUCCAGGUGUUUCGGGAUCUCGAAUCAAGGAAUUGACACAAAUUGCCGCUACUGAUAUAAAUAAAGAAAAAGAAAGUCAAAUCAUUGCAGCUCUCUAUUCUGCUUGUAAAUCAGCUCAAUUAUCACAUAAAUUAGGUACGUUAUAUGUCGUUGAUGCUAUUGCAAGAAGAUUAAAAGCAGAAGCAACAAAUAAUGGCGAAACUGUAAAUUCAAAUGCACCGGAAGGUACAAAUGCUUCUGCUGUUUUCAAAAUAGGUGAAUUAAUUGAAAGUUUAAUUGAUGACUCAAUGGAUUAUCAAUUAGAUCCCGGAAUGAUCAUAAAAAUUGGUAAAUUAGUUGAUAUUUGGGAUAAAUAUCAAACUUUUGAACCAACAAUUCUUGAAAAGAUUAAGGAUAAACAUUUUAAAUCUACAACUCCUCCUGGUACACCUCCAAAAACUAGUGUUGAACCUACUAAACCAACAUCAGAAGGUAAAGAAUCUAAUAGUAUACUACUGGCUUUAGCAUCUCUUGCAAAUACUGGUUCUGGUAAUUCUGCAAAUUCUCAAGGUACAACUAAUACGAACACCGCUGAUUUAUUAGCCAACCUUGCAAAUAAUGUUCCUUCUGAAACUAAUAAACAACAACAAGAACCGCAAGAACAAGCUAUUUUUAAUAUGUUGAAUCAAAUGCAAGGUGGUAAUGCUCAAUCACAACCUCAUCAACAACAAUAUCAUCAACCUCAUCAACAACAUCCACCACAUCAACCACAUCAACAACAUCAACAACAUCAACAUCAAGAUCCGUCAUUGGUUGGUACUAAUGGUUACAAUAUUGGAAGAAGAGAUGCUCGUGAAUCUCAUGUUGGUGGUGCCGGUAGACGUGACAGAUCAAGAUCACCAAGACGACAUGUUAGAUCUCCUCCACCUGCUUCAUCAUCGGUUCAAGCCAUGCAAGCUAAUUUACUUAAUUUGAAAAAACAACAAGCUAAUACUGCCGCUCAAAAUAAUAAUUCAACUUUUUCACCAAAUCAACAAUAUCAGCAAACAUAUAAUCAACAACAACAAAAAUCUCCUCAACAGCCUCAACGUCAAAAUCAACAACAAGAUCCAGCUUUUGUGUCACCAUCAGCUAUGGGAGGUGAAAUGAAUUUACCAGGAACUCCUCAUUACCGUCCAAGAAAUGUUGGAUUUGAUCCAUCUGUUCCUCAAGGGACUAUAAAAGUAUUAUCAAGAACUUUAUUUUUGGGUGGUGUUCCGAGAAAUAUGGACGAAAGAACUUUGGCUCAAGUGUUAAGACCAUUUGCUGAAAUCCAAUCAGUUAUUCUUAAUAGUGAAAGAAAGCAUGCCUUUGUUAAAGUUUAUUCUAGAAAAGAAGCAGAACAAAUAAUUACAUCUUUUAAUAAAGAUAAUUCAUUACCAUUAAGAACUCGUUGGGGUGUAGGAUUUGGACCUAGAGAUUGUUGUAAUUAUCAACAUGGUAUAUCUUUAAUUCCUAUUCAAAGAUUAACAGAAGCUGAUCAGACUUGGGUUGUAAAAGCUCAAUGGGGUGGUACUGGUGGUCAACCAAUUUCAAGUGGUAUGGUUGUUGAUGAACCAGAUAUUGAAAUUGGUGCAGGUAUUUCAUCAAAGGCAAUGUCUAAAAAAAUGCCUACUAAUUCCGCAAGAAAUGGACCUAAAUCAAAUAGACCUGGGGAACCAGAUGAAGAUUUUGUUAAAACUACUUUACUUCAACCACAAAUUCAAAUGAGUCAUGGAACAAGACCAGAUUUCGAAACUUAUCAACAAUCAUCAGUGAAUCCAUUACAAAAUUUGUUUGGAAAUAACAACGGAUCACCUCAAAUACAACAACAACAACAACCUUAUCAAGUACCACAAGUACCACAAGUAUCACAAGUAUCACAAGCACCACAAAUACCACAAAUACCGCAAAUACCGCAAAUACCGCAACAAGUACCACAGCAAAUGCAAUAUCCUGGUAAUUAUCAACAACCCCCUCCACCUGGGAUGCCAGCAAUUCCUCAAUUUCAAGGAGUCGCAGGUGGACCACAAGCUAUGCCAGAUCCAAGUCAAUUUCCACCUGGAUUUGCUGAAUAUCUAAUGAAAUCUAUGCAACAACAACAAAACCCGCAGUAG